Messenger RNA from Salvia splendens (bonfire salvia), 453 nucleotides. Its product is annotated as secreted RxLR effector protein 161-like. Lineage: Eukaryota; Viridiplantae; Streptophyta; Magnoliopsida; Lamiales; Lamiaceae. The coding region runs from base 1 to 453 and encodes 150 amino acids. The record is from RefSeq and is a predicted model, not a curated record. The transcript has a single exon.
AUGGAAGCACAUUCUGAAGCUACUCACCGCACGAGAUAUCAGCAUCUAGUUGAGAAACUCAUAUACUUGUCCCACACAAGACCCGACAUAGCUUAUGCAGUUGGAGUAGUAAGCCAGUUCAUGCAUGCACCUCAAGUAGCUCACUGGGAAGCAGCGCUCAGGAUUGUUCGAUACCUGAAGGGAACGGCAUGCCAUGGAAUUUUGUUCGAGAAUCAUGGACAUUUGGAGAUUCAUGGGUUUACCGAUGAUGAUUGGGCAGGAAACCCGAAUGACAGGAAAUCUACUGUUGGUUAUUUGACUUUUGUAGGGGGAAACCUUGUCACAUGGCGAAGCAAGAAACAGAAGGUAGUAGCAUUGUCAAGUGUUAAAGCAGAAUUCCGAGGAAUCAAGAGUGGAUUGACUGAGAUUCUCUGUUUGAAGAAGUUGAAGACAGAACUGAACCUAAACUCAUAG